GACCAUGGAGAAUGCCGACGGUGCUGGCCGGAGCGGGGCCGAGGCGUCUCCCCUGACCGAGGGGCCAGCACAGAGCAUCCCUCCGCAGGUGCCCCAGGAGGAGCAGGGCCGGCUUCUCUAUCAUGAGGAAACCAUUGAUCUUGGCGGAGACGAGUUUGGGUCUGAGGAGAAUGAGACCAUAUCAGAAGAUUCUAACAAUUUUGUAGACAAGCUUAAUGAGCACAUGAUGGAGAGCGUCCUCAUUUCUGACUCUCCCAACAAUAGCGAGGAUGAUGCUGGUGACCUUGGCUGUUUGCAGGAGGUCGUGGAGCCUUCGGGAGGCAAUGCUGAUCCCCGACUGGAGACUCUUGUGGGUAAGGCAGCGAGUGACACUCUGAGCAAUAACAGUGACAGUGAAGGAGAGGACAUGCCUGGGGGCCUCUCCAAGGCAAACCCGGACAGAAGGGUGCCAUUGAAGGAAGACCCAGAGCAAGAAGUCAGGGGUGUGCCAUCCUCCAGGGCUGAAGGCACGCCGGGCCCGGGGUCAGGCCUACCGGCCCAGGGGCCGCCUCCCAGGGACGAGCCUGUCCCUGUGUGCACCAUCUUCAGCCAGCCCCAGCCAGCCCCGUUUCUGCGCGACGGCUUCGAGUCACAGAUGGUGAAAUCGCCUAGUUUCAGCGGCGCCAGUGAGGCUGCAGCCAAGACCCCUCCCCAGGUGGUCCAGCCCAGCCCCAGCCUGAGUAAGUUUUUUGGAGACACGACCAGCACAAAUUCCCUGGCGUCAGACUUCUUUGAUUCCUUCACGACUUCCACCUUCAUUUCUGUCAGUAAUCCUAAUGCAGGCCCUCCAGUUCCAGAAGAAUCAUCCUCACUCACGACUCCGGUGCGGGGAAAAAACCCGGGCUCUGCCGAUGCUUCCUACUCCCCAGGGGCUGAAGGGUCAGAGUCCAGGGGGUCCGUGGCUUCUCUCGAAGUCCCUCCGUCUCCAAAGCCGUUCCCCCAGAUCCAGGCUGUGUCCGCAGGGAGCGAGGACCCCUUCGCCACGGCCCUGAGCAUGAGUGACAGGGACCGGAGGGGCGAUGCGUGGCUCCCCGGGGAGGGCACCAGGGAGGUCCUGGUCGCAGUCGCCACCCAGCAGCACAACACGGUGUUCGUAGACAAGGAGAGCCUCACCAUGCCAGGCCUCAAGUUCGACAACAUCCAGGGAGAUGCAGUUAAAGACUUAAUGCUCCGCUUCCUGGGUGAGAAGGCAGCAGCCAAGAGGCAGGUCCUGACCGCCAGCUCCGUGGAGCAGUCCUUUGUCGGCCUGAAGCAGCUGAUCAGCUGCAAGAACUGGAGGGCGGCGGUGGACCUGUGCGGGCGCCUCCUCACGGCCCACGGCCAGGGCUACGGCAAGAGCGGGCUGCCGACCAGCCACACCGCGGACUCCCUGCAGCUCUGGUUUGUGAGGCUGGCGCUGCUGGUGAAGCUAGGCCUUUUCCAGAAUGCCGAGACGGAGUUUGAGCCCUUUGGGAACCUGGACCAGCCAGACCUGUAUUACGAAUACUACCCGCAGACAUACCCUGGGCGUAGGGGCUCCAUGGUCCCCUUUUCAAUGCGGAUCCUACACGCGGAGCUUCAGCAGUACCUGGGGAGCCCUCAGGAGUCCCUGGAUAGGCUGCAUGGAGUGAAGGCCGUCUGCAGCAAGAUCCUCACAAAUUUGGAGCAAGGCUUAGCUGAAGACGGGAGUGUGAGCAGCAUCUCGCGGGAGAGCAGACAAGCCUCCGUGCGGCUCUGGAGGUCCCGACUGGGCCGGGCGAUGUGCUCCGUGGCGAACUGCCUGCUCCUGAUGAAGGACUACGUGCUGGCUGUGGGCGCCUAUCACUCCGUGAUCCAGUACCACCCCGAGCAGGAGCCACAGCUGCUGAGUGGCAUCGGCCGGAUCUUCCUCCAGAUUGGAGACAUAAAAACAGCUGAGAAGUAUUUUCAAGAUGUGGAGAAAGUAACACAGAAAUUGGAUGGACUGCAGGGGAAAAUCAUGGUUUUAAUGAACAGAGCUUUCCUUCAUCUUGGUCAGAAUAACUUCGCAGAAGCCCACAGAUUCUUCACAGAAAUCUUAAGGAUUGAGCCGACAAAUGCAGUGGCCAACAACAAUUCGGCGGUGUGUCUGCUCUACCUGGGCAAACUCAAGGACUCCCUCCAGCAGCUGGAGGCCAUGGUCCAGCAGGACCCCAGGCAGCCCCUGCACGAAAGCGUGCUCUUCAACCUGACCACCAUGUACGAGCUGGAGUCCUCCCGCAGCGCGCAGAAAAAGCAGUCCCUGCUCGAGGCGGUCGCCGUCAAGGAAGGGGACAGCUUCAACACACAGUGCCUCAAGCUGGCCUAGGUCGCUCGCGUUCUGGGACCACCAGGGUCUUUGUCAGUGGUGCCUGUUGGAGCUCACAGGUCAGUGUGGCUGAAGGCUUCCCUAAACCCUUUUCACCGGUGUCUGGGAUCGGGCCAUCCGUAUCGGGGGCCACGGCCAAGGCUGUGGCAGCUCGUUGAACUCCGGGCAGCUCACUCCCCCGCAGCUCUGCCUCCGCCUGUGAACACGGGAAACGCACCACAAGAAGGGCUCGGCAGAGAAAAUCUGUAGGACACAAAGGAGCCCUUUUGUUCAUUCCUGGAAGCUGACCUGCUUCAUAUAUUACCCUGAAUAUCCUCAGAGAAAAGCUGAAAAAUGUAUAUAAACCAUUCUCAGUCUAGGCCUGAAUGUUCUAGAGGCUUUAUAAAUAAUGGAAGAGAAGUACAACACAGACUGCCAUUCAUCUUCCUCUCAUGUUCCCAUCACAAACCCUAAAAGUAAGUGCAUCAGUUUUGCUCAUCUAGCUCUUUGUCGGCCUAUGCCGCACACCUUGGACAAGGCAGGUGCUGGGCGGGAGGUCGCCCCAUCUCCCCUGGGAGCGGAACAGAGGGCCUCCUGGUACAGGAAGGCAAGGCAGAUCCCUCAGAGCGGACAAGCAGGCGGACAAGACCGGCUCGAGCCAAAUGCGUGUGUGUUUAUGUUCUUCCCUGCCUCCACAUCAGGGCAUCUGCCCCAAUGUUUACACAGUGCAGGGGAGGAAAUGUUUUCCUCUAAAUUUCUAGGUUCUUUGACUGGUCUACUAAUCAAUUGACAUAAUACAGAUUAAUAGAAGAAAAACAAAUUAAUUGCAUACAUACAGGGCCCCAGGAAAACAAGGCGGCAAAUAGAGGUCUGUCUGCCAUCCUGAGCUAAGGCAUCGGGUCGGGAGCCUAUGGCUUUAAAGGGGAGGACUCGCAACAGUAAGAAGAGCAGUUGCUCAGUAAUUAGAUGUUUGCUCUUCCACAGAAAUGGGUCAUCAGAUAAAAGUCACCUCUAGUAAUAGCUCAUUCUCUUAACCAGCCCUCUGAGUAGAUCUCUAGGUAGUUCAGAGAGGGAAAGGUCUUUCUCAAAUCUGCCUGCACCCAGUACAUGGAUCAGUGCGAGCUGAAGGCACGGUGGCAUGUUUCGGGGUCACGUACUCUCCUCUCAGCCCCACCUCUGAAACUCCCUACUAAGUCUCAGUCCAGAAGCAGUUCAGCUAAACAGUGUCUCAUUUCAGGAGGUGGGGGUGCAGGCAGGCUCCCAAAGUCAGCAAUCAGGUAAGAGGUAGUUCUGUGGAAACAAAAGAAAGGUUAAAGACGGGAUCAGGUUGUGAUACCAGGUUGACUUCUGGAGGCAGCCUGUCAUGGGGAGUUCUUGAUGUCCGGCUUGCAGCAUCUUCAGCUGGGUGAGCGCGGCAGUGGCAUGCAGACAGAGCACCCUGGUUUGCAGCACGAAGAACGUCCCUGGUGAGCUGUCCAAGCCCACAUGGUAGUGGGCUUGAAGACGCCCCACCUGCACUGUUGUCAUCUCUCCGGGGGUGAUACCCAGUCACCCAGCUUUGGCAUGCAUGGCCUCAGAGGACAGGCAGCUUUGAUCCUCAGUGAUACCAAGCGGAGAGCAGGAGAAAACCAGGACUGUCAUUUGGGAGAGUUGUGGCCUAAAUGAGAGGAAACUAGAAGAACCCAGGGUCUAAGCUAGGAAGACCAGGUAGGAAACAAAGGCAGAGACAGCACUGGGCUCCGAUGUGCGUGGAGGGGCUCCCUGAAACAGCUCUUCUCCCUCCGGUCACCUCCGUUCUCACCAGGGAUGGCCACGGCAAGGCCGGCUCGUCUGCAGACCAAGUCCGGUCUCAGUGGACAUCGGCUGACUGUUCACGUAAGUGCAGCAUAGUGGCUGACCCUAAAGGCUCUUGUUAGGUCUGCUUUUCUAGACCUUUCUGUAAGAAUCUCAGAUUGAACUUUUUAAAAGUCUCUCAGGGAUAAGUCACACCAAGGACUCGCCAUCAGACUUUGCCUUCAAUACCUGUAGAUUUGGGUGAAUUCUUUUUUCUCCAGGUCCCCAUAAUAUUCUGAGGUUCUUAAGCCUGCCAGGAAGUGACCUCCUUACCCAUCUGGUGAGGCUGCCAGGGACCCUGUGAGCAAGGUGCCAGGCUGAUUUUUCCAGGACUUCACUGGCUUACAGUCACCCUUAGUUCCUCAGAGCUGUCUGGUCAUCUGAGCAUAGGCAGCCCUCCCUCUAAGAGGACAUUCCAGUCAAAGCCUUGGAUAUAAGCUAUGUUUCCAGUCGUGACCCCUUACAAGGAGAGUGGAUUCUUAUUAAACUUACACAAGUGAUUAUACUGCAUGGAAAUAAUACACUAAGUUUCCAGAUUCUGGAGGGAUCAGGAAGGGAGAAAAAGUAAUUGUUUCAUCUUUGUUCACAAAGCUGUAUGUUACCAAACAGUUGACAGCCUAAAGAGAAAAGGCUUCCUUAAAUCUGGAAAAACAAAACAUGAGAGAACCACUAGUGUUUCCAACCAAAGUCAUAAAAACUGAUGGUUGUCCUCAGCUCAUUCAGUUUUGUGUAGUCAGUGCUUGUCCUGCCUGGAUCCAGCUGUCUCUGGUUCUGAAAAUUCCUGCCCAGCUCAUCUGUGUCAUUGUAAAGUCAUUGGACACCUGCUCUUGUCAGUCUUCCCUUGAAUCUCCUUGAAGGUGAGGCACCUUCACAAAGUAUCAGAGUAACUGAAUGAUGGGGGCUGAGAAUGCCCAUUGCUCAAGAUCUGUGAGUUCACUGUAAUGGAAUGAAAGCAAUGUGUGUACUUCUGUGAUACCUAAUAUCAGGGUAACAGCUGGAGUUAGGACUGGUACUGUUAUACCGGGACACAGAUCCAGGACUCUCAAACAGUUGGUAGAACCACUUCCAUUAGUAAUAUUUACCCACACAAUUGUUGAUCUGUAAGCUCCUCAGGAGCUUCCAGGUGUGAUUUGGAACCUACCCCCAUAGGCAGAGGUCAGGGAGAGACAGAGAGAGAGGCAGGCCACUCCAGAUGGGUAGGUGACAGGUUUAAUAAGCAAGAGACCUUACAUGUGAGGCUGGUCUUGGGUGGCUGCAAGAUGAGAUCUCUGUACCCACCCAUGAGAUCUUAGAAGGCUUUACAGAAGUCUUAACUGGGUUCAGUCACAUGUGCCAUCCAGGUAGUCUCAGCACCACAUCUCUGUCUCAAGGCUGCGUCCUUGGGGAUAGGGAAGGCAGGCAGAACCCACACUGUAAGGACGGGAAGGGGGUGAGGAGCCUCAGAUACCUGUCUCCAGCUCAGGGCGGCAGCAGUCACGUGGCCUUGAUGACUCUCCUCUGUAACAGCAGGCCAGGAAGGCUUAUGGCCACGCCACAGUACUUCCCAUUAGCAUUCCCAGUAAGCCUGAGCAGUGUAACAGCUCUCCUUUUAUAAGGAGAGAGAGCAAAUCUUAGAGAUGUUCAGGGCCCUCUGGAAAUGCCCAAAAUUAGUUUGAGGUCAAUUCAGAAUUUGAUUGUGGGGAAUUUGCCAAAAAUACCCAAAGGUUUGGACACUAAGUAGAAUCACAUUAUUAUGAGACACAGCUAACCAAAGUAACGAAAAAUUUUAAGGGCAAAUACAAAAGGUUGCAUGGCUGUGAGCAAAACCAGUCAAAGACCUAAUAAAACAGAAUUUUUGUUUUCCAGGCAGAUUAAAGGGUCAAGAAACUUAACACAAUUUGUUAUCAAAAGAAGAAAGUCUAAGACAACUUUGUCCUUGUAAGAGAAAAAGCCAAUUCUAAUUUUGUACGAGCUUCCUUCUAAUAUUAAAUUCACUUAAGUUUAUUCUAAUAUUAUCCAGUUUGAUCACACAUUAAAAUUUCUAAAGAUGCCUUUUCCA
This is a messenger RNA of Manis javanica (Malayan pangolin), 6194 nucleotides long. The record is from RefSeq and is a predicted model, not a curated record. NCBI's taxonomy places the organism in Eukaryota, Metazoa, Chordata, Mammalia, Pholidota, Manidae.